This is a messenger RNA of Gaeumannomyces tritici R3-111a-1, 414 nucleotides long. RefSeq lists its product as hypothetical. The transcript has a single exon. Lineage: Eukaryota; Fungi; Ascomycota; Sordariomycetes; Magnaporthales; Magnaporthaceae. Bases 1 to 414 code for a protein of 137 amino acids. The record is from RefSeq and is a predicted model, not a curated record.
AUGCGCAGCACGGCGUCGGCCGGCUGCUCCUCGCCCAUCCAGGGCUGCGAGGAGGCGAGGUGGCGCGCGUCGCGGCCUGCCGAGGCCGGGAGCGACGACACGGCCGACGAGAUGCCCGAGGUGGUCGGGUCCGCGUGGGGAGGGCCGGCGGCGGCGAUCUUCUCGAGCAGGCGCGCCUUGAGCUCGGCCGAGAAGCCGGCGUCCUCGACGGCGCGGCGGCCCGCGCGCCCGCCCGUCAUGAGGGCGGACUCGGUCGCCUCCUCCAGGCGCCGCGACAUGGCGCCCUGCUCGGCGGGUUGGGCUGGCGCAUCGCUGGGCGGCUGGUGCGGUGGGGGAGGAGGGUCAGGAGCGGUCGCGUCGGGGCGGCGCUUGGGCUUGUUGGAGUAUGAUCGCGGGGUCGGGAAGUGCGGGUGA